Spodoptera exigua (beet armyworm) is the source of this 3101-nucleotide messenger RNA. NCBI's taxonomy places the organism in Eukaryota, Metazoa, Arthropoda, Insecta, Lepidoptera, Noctuidae. The record is from the annotation of a GenBank genome assembly.
UUCAUUCGCUCACGAGGUUGAGAUGGCUCCAGUGUGUUUACGGACUAGUGAAUUAUUUUUAUUAUUAUUUUUAAUAAUCAGCACGUGCGCCGUCGCACCGCCAUGGAUAUUUUCUGUAAAACAAUACACGAAAACAUGUGAUGUAAAUAAAUGUGUGUUUAAUAUUGAUGUGAAUGCGAAAAACGUUGAUGAAUGGUCACUAACAUCCGAGCCGGCGUCUGAACAGAAAUGUGGUGUGUUAUUUGUGAGUAAAAUAUUUGAGAAUGUACUUGUUGAUCUACCAAAUGAUGGUAGAAGGGUGUACUUCUGUGUUAAAAGCGAUGGAUUGUGGCACCAUAACGGAGAAGGCGUAUAUUUGGAUGCAAAUGACGUCAUCAUCCCGAACGAAAUGGAUCUACCAAUCGAGAACGAGAUUGAAGAAGAUGAUGACUUUACCAGUAUAAUCGAAGAUUCUUAUGCACCUAAUCACGAAAGGGCUCGUCGCCAAGCUGAUGAGGCGACCACACCAGCUCCUGAGGUCGCAGACGCUUCAGACACACCCCUGGACACUGCCUUAGACGCAAAUGCCACCGCAAACUCCAGCCUUGGACCCAAAGUACCCCAUCCAGAGGGAGCCAUCAAGUUAAUGGGUCUGAGAGUUGAGGAAUCGGAGAAGGAACCGAAAAUCGUCGACGAACUUAUACCCAGUGUUCUUAGGGAUACACAUUUCUUCUUGAGGCUUUUCGGGGAGAAUUUUACUAAUGAUACUAUUAUUGCUUUUACUCAUACACCAGCGGCUUAUGGGGAAACUUGUGACCAUCUUCUGAAUGGAGAAUAUAAGGUGUCCUACGCCGAAGCGGACUCCGCACUCCUCUCAAUGAACGCCCCGCCACCAUUAGACGACUACAAAUUCUACAUUUGCGCCAAAAACUCUGAAAAGGACCACUUUUUGCACCAGGGUUCCGAAAAAUGGAAGAUCCUGGCCACGCACAACAAGCUUUUACCGCUUUGGGCUUCAAUAAUCCUGAUUAUCAUUCUUCUGCUUCUGGCUUCACUGUUCUCCGGUCUCAACUUGGGUCUUAUGGCCUUGGACAGGACUGAGCUCAAGAUUAUUGCCAAUACUGGCACGGAGAAGGAGAGGAAAUAUGCUAGAGCCAUCAUGCCGGUCAGGGCUCAUGGAAACUACCUUCUUUGUACCAUUUUGCUAAGUAACGUAGCUGUGAACAGUACUUUUACUGUCAUUUUGGACGAUCUGACCUCUGGUCUGGUGGCUGUUAUUGGAUCCACUUUGGCCAUCGUGUUCAUUGCUGAGAUCACUCCUCAGGCUGUGUGUGCCAGGCACGGUCUUUUCGUUGGUGCUAAGAGUAUCUGGAUUAUGAAGAUUGUGAUGGGUAUCUGCGCGCCAUUGGCGUGGCCGACCAGUAAGCUUCUGGAUUACUUCCUCGGUGAAGAAAUCGGAACACAUUACAACAGGGAGCGUCUAAAGGAGUUGGUCAGGGUAACAGAUCACGUCAAUGACCUGGACAAGGAAGAAGUCAACAUCAUUUCUGGUGCCCUGGACCUCCGCAAAAAGAAGGUCAGCGAGGUGAUGACUAAGCUGAAGGAUUGCUUCAUGCUGCCCAUAAACAGCAUCCUGGACUUCGAGACCAUGUCUGAAAUCGUCAAAUCUGGCUACUCCCGUAUCCCAGUGUACGAGGGUACUCGCGGCAACAUAGUGACGGUCCUCUUCAUCAAGGACCUGGCCUUCGUGGACCCUGACGACAACACGCCGCUGCGCACUCUCUGCCAGUACUACCAAAACCCCUGCAACUUUGUCUUCGAAGACAUCACUCUUGAUGUAAUGCUGAAGCAGUUCAAGGAAGGUCACAAAGGCCAUAUGGCGUUUGUCCAGCGCAUUGAAGAAGGUGAUGGCGAUCCAGUGUAUGAGACAGUUGGACUGGUCACACUUGAAGACGUCAUCGAAGAGAUGAUACAGGCAGAAAUCGUUGACGAAACUGACGUCAUCAGUGACAACCGUACGAAGAAGCGUUUGACCCGUCCCGUCAACAAGUUCCAGGAUCUGGCCGCGUUCGCUGGUCAUCACGAGCACCAACGAGUCCACGUCUCUCCCCAACUGGUCCUGGCUACCUUCCAAUUCUUGAGUACAAGCGUGGAUCCAUUUAAAGUGGACCAUAUUUCGGAGACUGUUCUCCGUCGCCUUCUGAAGCAGGAUGUCAUCCAGCAUAUCAAGCUCCGAGGAGACGAAGAUAAGAACGACCCUAAGAGAUACGUUUUCUCUGAAGGAAAGCCGGUGGACUACUUCGUGCUGAUACUGGAAGGUCGUGUGGAGGUGACGGUGGGCCGGGAGAACUUGGUCUUCGAGGCAGGACCCUUCACCUACUUCGGAGUACAGGCCCUCACUCAGAACGUUGGAUUAGCUGAAGCCCCAGCGCCUUCGACCCUGGGCUCCUUGCAGAACCUGAACAUGGAUUCCAUGCUUCGUCACUCCUUUGUACCGGAUUACUCCGUCAGAGCCAUCGCUGAACUGUAUUACCUCACUAUAAAGAGAUCAAUGUACUUAGCCGCUAAGCGCGCCACUUUGAUGGAGAAAGGAGUGCUCGGCAGAGGAGGAACCAACGAACAAAUCGAACCAGAAGUCGAUAAGCUACUCCGGGAUGGCGACAAUCGUGUUGAGGAGAUCAGAGAGGAAAAGCAACGUGAGGACAACUCGAAACCGUUUAUACCGACCUCUGCCAGCCCCCAUACGAAUGCGACUUUCAAAUCAGACAAGGAGGUCCACCCCGAAGAGGAGAAAUUAUUAAAAAAGUAAACUAAACAAUUUUAGGAGAAAUAUUUUAAUAGAAAAUACAUAAUGUACAUUACAUAUACAUUUACUCAUAAUCACUACACUUGUCAAUGUUCUUGGGGAUUACAGUUAGCCUUCUGAAACUUAAGGCAUAUACCAUGCCCUCUGUUCAGUAGUUUUGUAUAUGAAUAACAACGUUGCCCAUAAUCACCACACUUGUCAACGUUGUUGGUGAUUACAGUUGGCAGGCCUACAAUUAACCAUAGCUUUACCAUAUGAAAACCAACAUUUGUCAUAAUCACCACACUUGGCAAUUUGUUUGGGGAUUAUACCCUCA